Molecule: messenger RNA, 6632 nt
Organism: Sphaerodactylus townsendi
Lineage: Eukaryota; Metazoa; Chordata; Lepidosauria; Squamata; Sphaerodactylidae
Gene: ERBB2
Product: erb-b2 receptor tyrosine kinase 2
Exons: 27
Coding region: 171-3962 (1263 amino acids)
Biological process (GO): protein phosphorylation; neuron differentiation; positive regulation of cell population proliferation
Cellular component (GO): signaling receptor complex; basal plasma membrane
Molecular function (GO): transmembrane receptor protein tyrosine kinase activity; ATP binding
Source: RefSeq, a predicted model, not a curated record
GAGUGCGGAAAGGAGGUGGCGCCCUGGCUCUGAGUCGGAGGAAAAGGGCUCGGGAAAGAAAGUGGGGUUGCCAAGCCCAGCUGGGCGCGGGGGGCGCUGGGGAGGCUGCCGGGGAGCUGCUCCUCGCCCCCUUUUGCUCCCUCUCCCUGGAGGCUUUGCCAUGAGACGCGAUGGGGCCCCUUCUCAGCCCCUCCUGGUUUUGCAUGGGGCUCCUCUGGGCUUCGCUGCGGCCGGUCGUUGGCAAUACAGAAGUAUGCACAGGGACAGACAUGCAGCUGCAGCAACCAUCCAGCCCGGAAAACCACUAUGCCACUCUCCGAAAACUCUACGAGAACUGCCAUGUUGUACAAGGCAACCUGGAGAUCACCUAUCUGCCAGCUGAUGUGGACACGUCAUUUCUCAUGAACAUCCGAGAGGUCCAGGGGUAUGUGCUGAUUGCCAAGAACCAAGUGCGUCUCUUGCAACUGACGAGCCUCCUCAUCAUUCGAGGGACACAGUUAUAUGAGGAAAAAUAUGCCCUGGCUGUCCUGGGAAAUGCUGACCCAAGUGGAAAUGUGGGACUGCAGGAGCUGGGCAUGUUGAAGCUGACAGAAAUCCUAAAAGGCGGAGUAAUUGUUCAUGAAAACCCCCAACUGUGCUUCCAAGAGACCAUUGAAUGGCGUGACAUCUUCCACAAACACAAUGACUUUCACAACUACACAUACAUCAGCUACAUCGGUCGCCGUCGGAUGUGCCCCGACUGCCCAGGCAUCUGCCCCGAUGGCCACUGCUGGGGUGAAGCAACACAGAACUGUCAAACAAUGACCAGCACAAUCUGCGCCAGCAGCUGCCCGAGGUGCAAGGGGCCUCUCCCCACAGAUUGCUGCCAUGAGCAAUGUGCGGCAGGCUGCACGGGACCGAAGCACUCGGACUGCCUGGCCUGCCUACACUUCAACCACAGCGGGAUCUGUGAGCAACACUGCCCGCUCUUCUUCCACUACAUCCAGGACAACUUUGAAUCUGUUCCCAAUCCAGACGGACGGUAUACCUUUGGAGCCACAUGUGUUACUAAAUGCCCUUAUAACUACUUGGCUGCAGAGGUUGGCUCUUGUACUUUGGUGUGUCCUCGGAACAGCCAGGAGGUGACGGUGGGCGCUGUUCAGAAAUGUGAGAAAUGCAGCAAACCCUGUCCAGAAGUCUGCUAUGGCUUGGGGAUGGAUUUCCUGAAAGGAGUACGGGCCGUCAACGCCUCCAACAUAAAGCACUUUAUUGGCUGCACCAAGAUUUUUGGCAGCUUAGCAUUUCUUAAAGAGACCUUUCUAGGGGAUCCUUCCACAAAUACCCCACCUCUGGCCCCUGAACAACUUCAAGCUUUUGAGAACCUGAAGGAUCUAACAGGUUUCUUAUUUAUUGAGUACUGGCCAGAAAACCUGCCAGACUUAAGCCCCUUCCAGAAUCUCCAGAAGAUCCGGGGACGAGCGCUCUAUAAUGGGGCAUACUCUCUGACGUUGCAAAACCUCUCCAUCUCUUCGCUGGGCCUGCGUUCCCUGCAUGAGAUUAGCAGCGGAAUGGUCCUUGUCCACCACAACCCCAACCUCUGCUUCAUCCGGAACGUACCUUGGGAAGACAUCUUUAGAAACCCCCGACAGAUGCUCUUCCACAACAACAACAAGCCGGCGGAACAGUGUGAGCUCCACGGCCAGACCUGCUUCUCCCUUUGCUCCAAGGGGCACUGCUGGGGACCCGCGGCAACUCAGUGUGUGUCUUGCAGUGGGUUUCUGCGCAGAGAGGAAUGCGUAGAAAGCUGCAAUGUCCUAAACGGAGAGAUCCGAGAGCACGUCAAUGGAACUCAGUGCCUUCCGUGCCACCUGGAAUGCCUGCCCCAAAAUGGGACGGAGACCUGUUAUGGAUCGGAGGCAGAGCAGUGUGUGGCAUGUGCCCAUUAUAAGGACGGCCUCUCUUGCGUGGAGCGAUGUCCCAGUGGCGUGAAAGUGGAUGCCUCUUUUGUGCCUAUCUGGAAGUAUCCUGAUGAAGAGGGCACCUGUCAGCUCUGCCCAAUCAACUGCACCCACUCAUGCACGCUGAGAGAUGAACUUGGCUGCCCAGUGGAUCAGAAGCCAAGCCAAGCAACUUCCAUCGUCGCUGGAGUGGUGGGUGCUGCGCUCGCCCUGGUCCUCUUCUUCCUCAUUAUCAUCUGCAUCAAUCGGCGGAAGCAGCAGGAGCGGAAGCACACGAUGCGGCGUCUCCUCCAGGAGACAGAGCUGGUGGAACCGUUGACCCCCAGCGGAGCCCUGCCUAACCAGGCUCAGAUGCGCAUUCUCAAGGAGACGGAAUUGAAAAAAGUCAAGGUUUUGGGGUCCGGCGCUUUUGGGACGGUUUACAAGGGGGUUUGGAUUCCUGAUGGAGAGAGUGUGAAGAUCCCAGUAGCCAUUAAAGUCCUGCGGGAAAAUACUUCACCCAAAGCCAACAAGGAGAUUUUGGACGAAGCAUACGUCAUGGCUGGUGUGGGCAGCCCAUACGUCUCACGGUUGCUGGGAAUCUGCCUGACUUCUACGGUACAGCUGGUCACACAGCUGAUGCCGUACGGCUGCCUACUGGAUUACGUCAGGGAAAACAAGGAUCGCAUCGGGUCCCAGGAUCUUCUGAACUGGUGUGUGCAGAUUGCAAAGGGAAUGAACUACUUGGAGGAUGUUCGUCUGGUCCAUCGGGACUUAGCUGCUCGGAAUGUCCUGGUGAAGAGCCCCAAUCAUGUCAAGAUCACAGAUUUUGGCUUGGCCCGGCUGUUGGACAUAGAUGAGACUGAAUAUCACGCUGACGGAGGGAAGGUGCCCAUCAAGUGGAUGGCGUUGGAAUCCAUCUUGCGCAGACGAUUUACCCACCAAAGUGAUGUAUGGAGCUAUGGCGUCACCGUGUGGGAGCUGAUGACAUUUGGUGCCAAGCCGUAUGACGGAAUCCCAGCCCGAGAGAUCCCUGAUCUACUGGAGAAAGGGGAGCGGUUGCCCCAGCCCCCGAUCUGUACCAUUGAUGUCUACAUGAUCAUGGUGAAAUGUUGGAUGAUUGAUUCGGAAUGCCGGCCCAAGUUCCGGGAGCUGGUCACAGAGUUUUCUCGGAUGGCCAGGGACCCACAGCGCUUUGUGGUCAUCCAGAAUGAUGACAUGACGGGCUUAGCAAGUCCCAUUGACAGCACUUUCUACCGCACGUUGCUGGAGGAGGAGGACAUGCAGGACCUGGUGGAUGCUGAAGAGUAUCUGGUCCCCCACCAGGGCUUCUUCAGUGCCGAGAUGUCGUCUGACUACCGGUCCAGGAUCCCCUCCACCAGAAGCGCAUCAGAAACUCAAAUGCACACAGAAGAGGUGGAGGCAGAGGCUCAGUAUCCCUAUCUGGGCCCAGAUCUUCCAGAACACUUAGAACCCAAGCCCCUCCACACCCUGGAGGAUGACUACACAGGCAGGAAGCUGCUGCGGAUUCUACCGCUGCCGGCAGAGCCCGGCACUCUCCAGCGCUACAGCGAAGACCCUACCAGCGCUUUGAUAAAUGAAAACGAGAGUUUGGAAGCCAAAAACUACUGUUCACCUGUACCCUGUGGAGUUGUUCCAGAAUACGUGAACCAGUUCGAGAACAAACUCUCGCCCAGCCAAAGCUUGCGAACACCAGGAUCCACGCCGGAAAAGCCAAAGGGUCAUUUGGUCAAGAACGGGCUCAUCAAGGAACCAAAGAGUGCCUUCCAGAGCAGCUUCCCCAAUGUGGUGGAGAACCCAGAGUAUCUGACGCCGCGCAAUAUCCCCGUAGCUGGCCCGCUGCCACAGGCGUUUGACAACCUCUAUUACUGGAAUCAGGAGACUCCCAAGAUCCUCCCUGCAGAAUUAUUUUCUGCCUCUGCUGCUCCAGCCGCCACUAACAGCUUCGCCACGACCCCUACUGCAGAGAACCUGGAGUACCUCGGCCUGGCAGAGUCAGUCCCUCAUUCCAAGGAGGAGGCCUAAAGGACCUCCUUCCCCAUCGCCAGUGAAAUCGAGUUUUAUCUUCUAUGCAGCUCAGGACACAAGAUAACAAAUUAUCAGUGCACAUAAGAUGGCAGGAAUUCCUUACGGCUUUGAUGGCCUUCUCAGGGCUGAGUGGACUUGUUUUUCCUCUUAGCCAUUGGGCUACUGUACUGACAAGCCGGUCCCCAGAUCGUGUCGUUUGGGCAAAGCCGCUUUAGUUCGGCGCAGAAACAAAAGGGAGGGUUUGUUCAAUCUGCCCCCUCUCAGUCCCUGCCUUUUUUCCUCCUUGGAUCUCGAGACAAAAAAAGAAAAAAGGUCAGGUAAAGAGCUAAAGAACCAGAACGAUGAAACAGUUGAUGAAACUUUUGAGGGAUGGCGGAAUUUGAAUUGCUAGGAAGCAAAAAACAUUCUUUUUUAGAAAAACUGAAGUCCAGGUGUGGGCAUAUCUUAUAACCUUUGUCUGUUUUAAUGGCAAUGGCGAAAAGGGAACGUUUGACCUUCUGAUCAGAAAAGACUGACCUUCCGAGGGGUUACGGUGAAGUAAUAUUGUGGUGGAAUGGACACAAAGCCCUCUCUGGUAAGGGUGUGGGGAGACAAUGUUGCCGAGGGACAAAACCAAACUGUGUUUUUGUUUCUCUCGUACCCUCUGAAUAUUGAAAAAAGAUGCAAGAAAAAGGUCAAAUGAGGAACUAAAAUUGCCGUUGAUUCGUGCUGCAGACAGUUCGGUCUGGAGAGAAUCUGAAACAGUUCAGGGAGUUUUCCUGUUUUUAAUAACACUCAAUAUUAUGUUCUUGUCUUAGUGCUGGGGUCUGUGGCCCAGCAGUUGUGACUAUUCCUUUUGAGGCUUCAGAAUCAAAAACCAAGAACCGUUUGGCAAUCAGGAUGGGAUGGGGGAAGAGAUCAAGUCAUGCCAGUCCUACAGAAAUCAAACGCUUGCUUUAUUGAGGGUCUUGGAAUAUUUAUUAUGUUGAAGUAGGUCAGGGUGCUUUUGGAUACCACAAUCACACAGGAGGCUAAGAAAACAGCAGAAUGUGAUUGUAGGCACAGAAUUUAAGUUCCCGAGAACUUUUUCCCCCUCUUUCUUUCUUGCUCUUAACAGCAGGUUUCUAACCCUGGCAGCCAUGAUGUGUUUGACAGUGGCAUACAGGGCAUGGCAGGAAGAGCCCAUCUGCUGAAGUCUCAGAAACCAGGGAUAGCCGAACAAGACAGCCAUGUUGGGGUGGAGCGUCAGGGUUUCACACCCCUCCGGCUACAUGUCCCAUCAUUAAGGAAAGAGUAGAAACCAGCAGAUAAAUUAUGCUAUGCAAUAGAAACCGGGCUGAUUUGCCCAGUGCACAUAACUUAUACUGAUCACAGGACUGAGCUAUUCUUUUAAACAACCAUGAAUUGUGUGAUCAGCCUUUUUCUUGGAGCAUUCAUCAGAGGGGAUUGAUUUUACUCCCAUGGCAAAGGCCGUGAAACUUGCUUUCUUGCAAUCUGAACUUUUGUCUAACUGCAGCCAUCCAAGGUAGGAAGCCCGUACUCCUAGGCCCAAAAGCUUUCUUGCGGACGGACUUAUCCUCCUUCUAAGAAUCUGCUCGUGUGAAACAGGUCCUUCUGGAAUAGGGACAUGGAGCGAUCUUCAGUCACUCAUUUUGAGGAUGUCUGUAAGCCGCAGAAAAACCAUGCCUUUCACCUCGUCCACUAAAAGAAUGGCUGCGGGAUGCCUUCCUUGUUUAAGAGAUCAUCUCAUGAGGGGAGAAAGACCACUAAGAUUUGGGUUGCCAAUCCACCCUGCUUUUUCAUGCUUUGCCUCUCUCCUGAUUUAAGGAGGGGGGAGCCUCGGGGAAGGGGCGCAACAGGAGAACAUCUCAGUAGAUUGUGCCUGAAUGCUAAUUUAUGGGACAGCCGUUUGUGUUUUUCAGGAGCACCAAAAUUGCCUUGAGCUAUCCAUGGGCCAUUAAGGGGAGACUUGCAGUUGACUACGCUAAUUCCAUUUGGAGCAUUUUACCCAGGCCAAUAGUUUCUUACCCCGUAUUCCCCCCCACUCCUUUCCCUCCUUGCACCGAGCUUUGCUUAUUGCAUGCAUGCUUCCUGCAUGCCUGUUAUGUCAAUCAAGAUUGACUGUUCACUGUGGUGCUUUUGUGCAGGACAAAUCGUCGUGCUGAGGAACAAGGUGAAUAUAUGGGAAGCACCUGGGGACUAUGAAGUAGCUGGAUUUGCACAGAGCCACUAACACACCCCUCCCCCGGCCCACUUUCCUCUUUACCGAGAAGAAUGUGGAAGAAAUAAGCAACAUGAGGGAAACUGUGUGCAUUUUUUACUCUAAAACAAAGUCAGCUGAGUGACUUGAUCACCACUAGAACCAGAAAUGGACAAUCAUUUUAAGGGCAAAUGUACUAAUCGUGUUGUCAUUGGCAUCUUCUGCAGAAAUUCGUUGAAUCACAGAAGGUGGAAACCCUGCAGAUUUUUUGAGGUGGGGGGGGGGGAGGGGAUAAAAUACCUUCUACUUAUGAAGCCCACUCCUUCCUCACCCUUGCCGUCUCUCUGAAACCUUUGUUUCUAAACUUGUGUGCCUGUUGGUGUAUCCAAGGUUAUCGGUUGUCCAUGACUUAAAAAACAAAACAAAACCACCAGCUAUGUCACCAGUAUUUGUAUAUCUGAGAUUUGUACAUCAGUUUUCAUUUUCUA